Dreissena polymorpha is the source of this 1020-nucleotide messenger RNA. RefSeq names its product runt-related transcription factor 1-like. Gene Ontology annotation, molecular function: ATP binding; RNA polymerase II cis-regulatory region sequence-specific DNA binding; DNA-binding transcription factor activity, RNA polymerase II-specific. The record is from RefSeq and is a predicted model, not a curated record. Gene Ontology annotation, cellular component: nucleus. The transcript is spliced from 6 exons. The coding region runs from base 1 to 942 and encodes 313 amino acids. NCBI's taxonomy places the organism in Eukaryota, Metazoa, Mollusca, Bivalvia, Myida, Dreissenidae. Gene Ontology annotation, biological process: regulation of DNA-templated transcription.
AUGUCGAAGCAAUAUCAGUUCUACCGUAUAGAAGGAAAGAGCUUCACACUUUUGAUCAUCGUGGCGACCCACCCGCCUCAGAUCGCCACCUACAACAAGGCCAUUAAGGUCACCGUAGACGGACCCAGAGAAGCCCGCAGCAAGACUAAACUGCGCACAGAUGACCGCCGGAUACUCCGCGGUCCAAUCGACAUUCCGAUGGAGCGGCCCAUGUCGGACCAUUCCAACCGCCGCCUGCCUGCCCACCUUGCAGAACUAGAGACGCUCCGACAGAACACACAGGGGGUCGAAGGUUCCCGCCGAAUUCUCCAUCCGUCGUCUGACACAAACGGAUACCACAAUUCCGCAGACUGGCGUAGUCCUUGGGAAAGCUUCGACUCUUUGCCUCCAUACACAAAAGAGAGCAUCUUCCAGGCGAACACUGGAAGUCCUGGGGCGUACACGCAGUCACAAAGCAUUUCAAAUUUAGGUAAACAUUCGCAUGCGCACAUUGACCGCUCAUAUCCACUUUUGUCCGAUCCACAUCGCAAGGAACUCAGAUUGCCGGCGCGUCUUCAGUCUGCAUUCUCAGAUGCCCGUUUUUCUGAAUCGCUCCCUCUGAACUCCGCGGCACUGUCAGUUCCGUUUAACACGUCUGCGUCAAAUCUGGCCAUUCUCCAAGAGAGUCGCGCCAUAUCGUCGCUUUCAUACCAGAUGUUGUCGUCUGAUCUGUUCAGCAGCAUUAACCACCAGUCAACUUUCUCCUCCUCGUUCACUAUACCAUCGUCACCGCAACUUUCUGCCGGCCUAAUGACCGGAUAUACGCACCUUCAUUCCGCACCGGUACAGAAUUUGCAACACACUAUUUAUGCUCCGACGGGAGAGGUGCAUACAUAUGAAAUCCUUGGCCAGAAAUCGGUCGACAUGAUUCUUCAAAGGCCAAUGGAAAUUUCCGCACGUUAAGAGCGACAGUUGAUGUCCCCGCCGAAUUCUCUAAGGAUGCAGAUUGGCAAUAAUCAUAUACGAGACAACGAACGAGAA